AUGGCUGGUCUCGUUCAAGCAGGCGACUUGAUCAACUUUGGAAGACUUGCCUGGCAGGUUUACCAGUACGGCUGGCAAGACGAACAUAACGCAAGUAAGUUGCCUUUGUGCUAUGCAUCCCGGCAGAAUGCGACUUUGCGCUAUCUCGCAAGACAAUACUUUGAGUUUGGCAGAGAUGUCAAAGGCCUGGCUGAGAACCUCAACAUCCUGAGUCGAGUCCUUGCUCAAGCAAAUCAGUCACUUCGCGAGCAGGGCGCCUACAAUACGCCUGUCAGAUGGGACGAGGCAUCACUCCUUGAGAUCAUCGGCGGCGGUCCUGUGCGGAACAUUGAGUGGAAUGUUCUUGUACAGCCGAAUGCCGAUCGCCUGCGUCAGAGGCUGCUGCUUCACAACUCCAAAGUUCUCCUGGUUCUGAAGCCUUUUGAGAUUGACCUUCUUUGCCGAGUUCAUCAGGACUUAGCAGACAGGAUCCAAGCUGUACACGUUGAUCUACGUCGCCUUAUCGGUAUUCUUGUCCCCAACAUGGAGCAGGCGCUCGCCCAACAAGAAGUCCGCGAUAUUCACAUGCUUGAGAUUCCACCACGCGUGAGCGAAGCCUUUAGGCGAGCGGCCAUGCAAGAGAAGCUUGAGUAUGAAGACGACAUGAAUCUGGAUCUUGAGGAAAUGGCGGACGCUUUUGUUCUACACUAUGGCAACUCGACGCGCGACUUCGUUUCUGGCAUGUUAGUCGAGAACAGGGUACCGCGCCCCGAGCAGUACAUCAACCUCCUUAAAUGUGUCUGGUUAAUGCAGCGAAUCCGAGAAUCGCCCAAGUUGAAGCAGCCUGCUCCCGAGUCGCAUUGGCCGUCAUACGUCAAACAACUGGAAGAUGACCUUUCGUCCCAAUGCGAGCGUUUCGAGCCGAGGCAAGAACUUGUGGCGCCAGAUGUCAUGAGCCUGACAAGAGAUAUGCUCGAAAUUUGGCCUGAAAAAGAGCUGCCGCAGCUGAUCGACGUUGUGACGCGGGACGAACUUAUGGAAGAAGUCUUAGAGGUGCCUCUGAACGGGACAGCCAACAACGUGCAGCGCAACCUCCAGCUGCUGCGGCGAAUGGGAGCAGAUAACAGGCGAUUUCGGGUUAACCUAACAGGCGUCGAGCAGCCUGUUGCAGGACGAGCGCGCCGCCAGGCCGAAACGAUUGAUUUUGACAUCUCAACUGUCACCAUCAACCCGCUGUAUGCUGUGCCCUCUCCAAUAGGGGGCAUGGAUGUCAUCCUACGACGAGAUGAAAGAAUUGCCAGAUUGGCAUUCCAGAACCUCAAAGACAUCCUCAAAUUCCAACAGGCUGUGACGGGAUUCAAAACGUGGGCAUCGCACGUUCAGUUCAACGCUUUGGUGAGCUUCAUCAUAUCUGGAAGGAGGGACCCCAUUGUUGAGAAGGCUUGCAUUCAACUCUGGAUUCCGAAGCAGCUGGAUGGUAGACUUGUUACUGGCGCUGACGUGGCAGCUGAUGCAUCCACAUCAGCGCCCACUGAAGCCCCGUCACGAUCUUCGACCCUCGUUGCAUCACCCAUGAGCGGUACUUUGCCUUUUUCUCCAAACAAUGUCGACAGCAUUUUUACAACACCGGAUCCUUUCGGCGGUGCAUCACGCGUCAGCACGAUGCGCUCGCCGCCCUCGCCGAACCCUGGCGUCCAGCGGAACCCUCCUAGUGCAUCUCCGCGCCACCCUAUCAACAUCCCACGUCGACCCGUCGCCUCAGGAUCAGCAGCCUAUGGGAGUCCCCCCCCUCAGAGGCAACCCAGCGUGACGCUCUCGCCGUUUGCUGGGAGUCCACCGGCGUCCAAUGCCUUCCCUCCCGGCUGGUCCUAUGCCCAGUCGCCGCCUCUCGGCCGCUCUCCAGCUCGCGAUUCAAGUAUAUCAACGGUGCACAGCCGGACGUUUAGCAUGUCGAGCAACGCUUCAGUGACAGCGCAGUCCAACACGAGCUCAAGUGGCAGUGAUGCGCACACUGUCACUGUUUCCAUUGCCGGGCGCACCACCGGAGGCACGCUCCAUCGCAGGCCACCCAAGCCUCUGCUGGUCCUGUUCACCGAAAACCCGCAAACCGGCAAGCGGUCUUUCGUUGCUUUACCAUUGGACGAUGAAAACGCCGUGAUCAACCCAGCGCGCUGUCACUGCGGACGUGCCGGUCGUGACGGUGCCGCGUGCACUAUCGCGGCCCUCGAGAAGAGGGAGGGGCGCGUGGACUUGGAAGCGCGUCGAUUUGAGAGCACCAACGGCGAGGCUGACUGGAAUGUCGCAAAACUUGCGCUUGGGAGGCGGGAGGAAAGGGGCUACGACGAGGCGAUAUGGAGGAAUCUGAGGCGACUCAGCAUAAAUAACCGACUGGCAUACGACAGAUUCCCCGACGCAGCAUCAAGGGCGGUAUUUGGUGGGACGCCCGCGCAGUGCAGAUGCAGUACUCGGACAGAAGCAGAGCUCAACAGGUGUCUCAAACAAGGACACAAGGGGUUUCUGGGUGAAGUUCAGGAGUGGUAUAGACAGCGGGCGAAUCAGUACCACGCGGCGCGGUAUGAGUCUCAACAGCAUGUCGUCAAUGGAACUUUGAGUAGCCAGGUCCCUUUCUGA
Verticillium alfalfae VaMs.102 is the source of this 2610-nucleotide messenger RNA. RefSeq lists its product as hypothetical. The record is from RefSeq and is a predicted model, not a curated record. Bases 1 to 2610 code for a protein of 869 amino acids. NCBI's taxonomy places the organism in Eukaryota, Fungi, Ascomycota, Sordariomycetes, Glomerellales, Plectosphaerellaceae. The transcript is spliced from 9 exons.